This is a messenger RNA of Pygocentrus nattereri (red-bellied piranha), 1180 nucleotides long. RefSeq names its product eukaryotic translation initiation factor 4E family member 2 related sequence 1 (gene eif4e2rs1). Gene Ontology annotation, molecular function: translation initiation factor activity; RNA 7-methylguanosine cap binding. Gene Ontology annotation, cellular component: cytoplasm; eukaryotic translation initiation factor 4F complex. The record is from RefSeq and is a predicted model, not a curated record. The transcript has 7 exons. Gene Ontology annotation, biological process: translational initiation. Lineage: Eukaryota; Metazoa; Chordata; Actinopteri; Characiformes; Serrasalmidae. The coding region runs from base 225 to 905 and encodes 226 amino acids.
UCCGGCGUGGCUGGCUGUGCGUGCACUGCGCCUGCGCGGUGUGCUGCUGUGUAGCCGGCGCUGUUAGCUUAGCGCUCAGAUUUCCGCGUUUUCCCGAGUUCCGAGUAAAAAGCGGGUCGGGUUCGGGUUCAGACGGAGAACCGAGGCGUGUUCCCGCGGCGUGGGUGGAUGUGUGAGUCGGACACGGCGCAGAGACGGACCGCAGGAGAGGAACGGCAGCCGGAAUGAACCAGUUCGAGCAGUUGAAGGAGGAGGAGGUGGAGGAGCAGGAGGACGUGGGAUGCGUGAGGGAAGAGAGGCGCGAGUCGGACGGCAGCAGCACUAACCGGAGAAAAACUAUAACUCCAGGUCCAGGUGAACACCCCCUGCAGUACAACUACACCUUCUGGUACUCCCGCCGGACCCCCAGCAGACCCGCCAACACACAGAGCUACGAGCAGAACAUCAGACAGAUCGGCACCGUCGCCUCGGUAGAGCAGUUUUGGAAGUUCUACAGUCACCUGGUCCGACCGGGGGAUCUGACGGGACACAGUGACUUCCACCUGUUCAAGGAGGGCAUCAAACCCAUGUGGGAGGACGAGGCCAAUAAGAACGGCGGUAAGUGGAUCAUUCGGCUGCGUAAAGGUCUGGCGUCACGGUUCUGGGAGAACAUCAUCCUGGCCAUGCUGGGGGAGCAGUUCAUGGUGGGAGAGGAGGUGUGUGGAGUGGUCGUCUCCAUACGCUUCCAGGAGGAUAUUCUGUCUAUCUGGAAUAAAACGGCGAAUGAUCAGGUGACCACGUCCCGUAUCAGAGACACACUGCGGAGGGUCCUGAACCUGCCCCCCAACACCAUCAUGGAGUACAAGACCCACAACGACAGCCUCAAGGAUAACUCCAGCUUCCGUAACACGAAGAUCACGUUGUGAAGGGACACACACUCUUCACUCAGACGGACUGACACCCCCCCCCCCCCCACCCCCAUCACAAUCCCACACUCGUUUCCUCUGUGCAGGAGAGAGCAGUGUGAUCUGUCGUUCCUGAGGAGGAGAGGAAAUGCAGGAACAGACUCCUCCUCCUCCCCCUCCCAACAUUCCAGAGCUGUACAAACUCCACCUUUUCUAACUCUGUUCAGUUUCUACUGUUUCAGUCUGACUGUGUUUUUUUAUUUAACAGUAAACGGCUCCACGACGGCUUGAAUUAA